Molecule: messenger RNA, 3869 nt
Organism: Papilio polytes (common Mormon)
Lineage: Eukaryota; Metazoa; Arthropoda; Insecta; Lepidoptera; Papilionidae
Gene: Usp30
Product: ubiquitin carboxyl-terminal hydrolase 30 homolog
Exons: 9
Coding region: 155-1534 (459 amino acids)
Biological process (GO): protein deubiquitination
Cellular component (GO): cytosol; nucleus
Molecular function (GO): cysteine-type endopeptidase activity; cysteine-type deubiquitinase activity
Source: RefSeq, a predicted model, not a curated record
UUAUGAAUGUCAAAUUUUUGAUUACACAAAAGUGCACAAAAGCGUAAUGUAUGGGAAUUUGUUGUAUAUAUUUGUGAUGAUUUUUAGAAGAUAAAUAUAAUUAUUGCUAUGUUCGAUUAUUAUAAGUGAAUUAUUGAUUUGUUUGUACACACCAAUGGAGAGCGGCGACAGGAUUUUAGUGGCCGCUGGUCUAACAGCAGCAGUCGUCGUUGGAGCUUUUGUCUUGUGGGGUCCAGGAGGAGCACCGCGCGUAAGGAAACGUCGCGGGCAAAUAGCAGGACUUCAAAACCUUGGUCGGACAUGUUUUUUAAAUACGCUCUUGCAAGCACUAGCGGCAUGUCCUAUAUUCAUAGAAUGGUUGAGAAAGUACGCGAAAGCCGAUGCACACAACAGUAUGAUAACAACGCUGUAUACAGUUAUUGAAGUGGUAAAUGGUACUCACGAAUCAGCGCGGGGCACGCCGGUGUGUCCACUGGGCGUGCUCCAGUCAUUGCGUGCAGCCGGCUGGGUGAUCCCUGCAGAUCAGCAGGAUGCUCAUGAGUUACUGCAUGUUCUUUUAUCAUGCAUUGAGGAGGAAACUACUGCUAUGGCAAGGAAGCCGGGUUGCCUCUCCGAUGCACUGGGCCUAGGUGCAGGUGGACGGGCCUGGUCGGCGUUGGCGUCACCGGCUUCACCACCCGCGGCACCGUUGUCCCUGCGUCCCGCUUCCGCUGCGCCACCUGAUGAACCGGACCUUGCAGACCCAGAGCCUCCCCCGGAGCCCGCUAAGCUGUCCCGCGGCGUGUCGCGCUCGUUGUGUCAGCUGGGCACGGCGGCGCGGCGCUGGGCGGCGGCCCCCGCGCGCCCCGCCCCCGCGCCGCCCACGCGCGGCACGCUCGCCUCGCGCCUGCAGUGCACUGUCUGCUCAACAAAGAGCCCGGUGCGGUACGACAAGUUCGACAGUAUUUCACUGUCGAUGGCCAACGCGAGCGCCGGCCGCACCGGCGCCUUCAGCCUGCCCGGUCUGCUGCGAGCCUUCACUGCGCCGGAGAUGGUGAAGGGCGUGCGCUGCAGCAAGUGCUCGCCAGAGGACGGCGGCAUGCAGACCAAACACAUACGCACCGUCAGCUUCGGCAAGUUGCCGUGCUGCCUGUGCCUGCACGUGGCGCGCGUGGAGUGGUCGGGCGGCGGGCUCAGCAAGCGCGGCGAGUUCGUCGCCUUCCCGGAGACCCUGAACAUGGCGCCCUACGCCGCGCGCCAGCAGCCACAGAGCGAGCUGGCGGCGCUGCUGGGGGGCGGGGCGGGGGCGGCGGCGGGGGCGGAGGGCGCGGAUCGCGCGGCCUACCGGCUGGCGGCCGUGGUGGUGCACGUGGGCGGCCCGCGCUCCGGACACUUCGCCACAUACCGCCGCGGGAACGGCUUCGAGAGCAAGAGAUGGUGGUACACAUCGGACACGCUGGUGCACGAGGUGGCGCUGCAGGAGGUGCUGCGCUGCUCCGCCUACAUGCUGUUCUACGAGCGCGCGCGCCCCGAGCCCCGCACACAACACUUCUAGGCCCCGCCCUCGCUCCGCGAUAGCUCCGCCCUAGUCCCGCCCCGCGCACUACUGCUCAGCACACCCUAGUUAUGAUGUCAAAAUAUAAAUAAAAAGAAAAGAGAAGGAGCACCAGGGUGAGAGGUCUAGUUGAAGAAUACAGUGUUGUGUCUGAUAGGAAAUAAAAUUUAAAAAGUUUUGAGGAAUCCUAUAAAAAUAUAAGUGAGACGAUGUGAUUGAAAUCCAUCAUAUAUUUAAAUUAAAAUGAAGACUUAAAAAAGAAUUAACAUUUUUUCGAAUUGAAACUAAAACCGUUUGAUAGUUUAAAACUUUCACUGAAUGUUUCUCCACUUUAUAUUGUUCUGCCUGAGGUAAGAUUUGUGAACAAAUUGCGGUUGUGAUUGUGCGCGAAGACUGACCGAGGUGCAUCUGCUGCGGUUUCUAUUGUGGUUUUUAUCGCUUUUACUUUUCAUUUAUAAAAUCUUUAAAAAGUUACUACAAAAGAUGGAAAAUGUGUGAUUAUUUGGUUGGGAUGUUCAAUGUAAUGGAAAUAGUUUUCAUAGUACCUGCUUAAUUGUUUAAUGUUCGAUUUGCAUUUACAUAGCCUUUUUGUUUGCAUUUAUUUAUGUAAUUAUAUGGCUAGUUUUCAGUCUCACUUUUUAUGGGUUUACAGUAAAAGCAUAUAAGAAUUUUUAUCUUGUGAAAUAUGUACUGUAGAGAUCUUUACGCUAAGAAUUCCUUGACUUGAUACAUUUUAUUCUUGUAAGUCAAAAAUUCGGCUGUGUACAUAUAUAAAAUUACUAUAUUGUUAAGAAUUUUACAUCUUUAAUGUUCUUUGCGAAGAUUAAGAAUUCUCUUAUUAGGUGGGAUAAUUUUUAAAAGUUUAAAAAGUCGUUAAAAUAAUAUUGCCUUAACCAUCAUUAAAUCUAUGAAUAAUUGUUGCGUUAGUUUAUGUUAUUUCUUAUAAGUUGGACCUAUUUAAAGUAUUUUCAGACAGUUUUUCUUAUAACAAAUACACACUGAAUUGAAUUCGAAUUAAAACUAUAUUGCAUUUUAUAUUAAAAAAAUUAGAGUUAGAAUGAAAUAUUUUGUAAUUCCUAUCACAUUUUCGAUAUCUCCACUAGUUUUUGAGGCACCUAUUUGUAGCAAAGAUCACAACAUAUCUAAAAAUGAAAGCAGUUGAAGAUAAAAUUAAGAUAUACAUAAUUUCUGCUAAAAGGACUACAGUUGUAUGAAAUGGCCGAGUCUAUGCAAUAUUAAUUCAGGAUUAGGAAAAGCGUAACAGUUGUUUAAUGCAGAAUGACAUUUGAUGUUUAUUUAAAGUAAAUAAUAAACAUUAAUAAUUGCUGUCACAAAAUAUAUGUUUUUUGUUUUUUACUUUUACAAGACUUAAGUCAUUUCUGAGUACAAACUCGCACUGAAAUCUAGGGUUGCUCACUUUUUAUUUUUUUUAGGUUAUAAUUUUUUUUAAUACAGUUACGACUGUGCCAUAGUCCCACAUGAGUAAAUCCCAGUGAAAUGUCUGAUAUUUUCUUAUUAUUUAAAAAUGCAUUUUUAAUGUGCUUAAAUAGUUUCUAGUUAGUAUUUAUGAUGGUUGAUUUUUUAACAUAUAUGAGUAAUAGAGGCUUAAAUAUUGUCUUAAUUGUAUUAUUUUUCGUGUUUUAACUAAAAUCAUGACUUUGAAUAUACUCGAGAAAGAAAUUUAAUUUGACAAGUUAAGUAAAUAUGUAAUAUUGUUAGCAGAGUUUAAAAUAUUUGAGUAUUAGGACUGAAGUUUUAUUGGAGCGGCCAAAUUGAAUAAAAACGGGUAUAAUGUAACUAAAAUAUAAUGUAGUUAUAUAUUAUUCUUUGUUAAAUAUUUUUCUGUUGGAACAUAAUUGCUCUGAUGGUUAAUUUUCAAUUCCUACUAUUUUACUCAUCGACCCUAUAAGAAAUCUAAAAUGGCAGCCGUCACAAAAUGGCGGAUGAGAAAGUAAAAAAUUAAAUGCUACGAGUAGUAAUUGACUUAAAAUUAUUGUUUUAUUUCAUGUCUAACACUUAUGAUAAAAUGUAGUCACAAUUAUUUCCUAUUAUUUAAUUUGUAACUUUUACAUCACAACAAUUGUAUGCUGGCCACUUGGUGCGGUGUUAAUUAAUAAUUUAUCUAUGUAUGUUUCAUUGUCAAAAUGGUUACUUAAGGAAGCCCUUAGUCUAGAUUCCUUACUUCAUAAAGACUUCUCAGCGACAUUGGUUUGUAGAUUUUGUAAUGGUUUGUGAGUUGACGUGUGUACUUCCAGAGUAACGUAUGUGGCAACUGUAGAUAGGUUUGUUUGUGCUAUUAACAAAUGUUUAUGUAAUAAAUUAUAUUGUAAGUAAA